AUGUCCAACCACGUUGGUACUGUUGACCUCAGCCUCAUUGAGGCUCCAGUCACCUGGCGCGCCUACAUGAUCUGUGGCUUUGCAAGCUUCGGAGGCAUCCUUUAUGGCUAUGACUCUGGCUACAUCAGUGGUGUCCUUGGCAUGGACUAUGUCAAGGAGCACUUUGGGCACCACGUUCCCAAGAGUGAUGAUUCCCCUACCGGUUUUGAGAUUGCGACUUCGCGCAAGUCUCUCAUUACCUCUAUCCUGUCUGCUGGUACCUUCUUCGGUGCAAUCCUUGGUGGUGCCGUGGCUGAGAUGAUUGGUCGUCGCCUGGCUAUCAUGCUAUCCUGCUUGAUCUUUUCCGUUGGAGUUGCGGUUCAGGUUGCUACCACCUCCGUUGGUGGUCUUGUGGCUGGUCGUCUGGUUGCUGGUCUUGGAGUUGGUGGUGUCUCCUCUGUUGUCAUUUUGUAUGUCUCCGAGAUCAGUCCCCGACGUGUCCGUGGUUUGCUUGUUUCCAUGUAUCAAUGGGCGAUUACAAUCGGUUUGCUCGUGGCCUCCGGCGUUGAUCAAGCCUGCAAGAACCGAACCGACUCGACCUCUUACCGCAUCCCCAUUGCUCUUCAGUUCAUCUGGGCCAUCAUCCUUGCCGCUGGUCUUUUCUUUUUGCCUGAGUCCCCUCGAUACUAUGUCCGUCGUGGCCGAACCGAGGACGCUCUGCGCUCUCUUUCUCGGGUCCGUGGCCAGUCUCUAACCCACCCAGCUAUCCAGGCCGAGCUCGCGGAAAUCCAGGCCAACUAUGAUUACGAGAAGAGGAUUGCCAGCACUUCCUGGGCUGAUUGCUUCAAGGGUGGUAUGUCGCCUCGCGGCAACCUUCGUCGCGUUAUUGCCGGCACUGCCUUGCAGAUGUUCCAGCAGUGGACUGGGAUCAACUUCAUUUUCUACUAUGGAACCACCUUCUUCCAGCAGGUCGGCUUGCAGAACCCGUUCCUGAUUUCGACUAUUACAAACGUUGUCAACGUUGUCACCACCCCUGCCUCAUUCUACAUGGUUGAGAAGUACGGACGUCGUACUCUACUGAUUUGGGGUGCCGUUGUUAUGUGCAUUUGCGAGUACAUCAUCGCAAUCGUUGGUGUUGCUUCUCCUGACGGACACGCAGCAAACACCUGUCUCAUUGUGUUUGUCUGCUUCUACAUAGCCGCGUUUGCCACCACCUGGGGCCCUGCAGCUUGGGUCGUCAUCGGCGAAAUCUAUCCCCUUCCCAUCCGAGCCAAGGGUGUUGCCCUCGCUACAGCUUCGAACUGGUUGUGGAACUGUGUCAUCGCCGUCAUCACUCCCUAUUUGGUUGACAAGGAAUACGGCAACUUGAAGUCAAAAGUCUUCUUUGUCUGGGGUAGCGCACUCUUCCUCUGUCUUUUGUUUGCCUUCUUAGUCAUUCCUGAGACCAAGGGUCUUACUCUGGAGCAGGUAGACAAGAUGCUAGAGGAGUCUAGCCCUCGCACCAGUGCCAAGUGGCGCCCCCAUGAUACUUUCGCUCACGAGAUGGCCAGCGAGCAGUUCGGUCCCGGCAUUGAAGAGCAGAAGUCGACUGCCCUUCACUCUGAUCAGACUGUUCACGAGGGACCUCUAGAGCGCCGCCGUCUUAACGAAUGCUAA
Messenger RNA from Penicillium arizonense, 1635 nucleotides. Its product is annotated as sugar porter family MFS transporter. NCBI's taxonomy places the organism in Eukaryota, Fungi, Ascomycota, Eurotiomycetes, Eurotiales, Aspergillaceae. Bases 1 to 1635 code for a protein of 544 amino acids. Gene Ontology annotation, cellular component: membrane. Gene Ontology annotation, biological process: carbohydrate transport; transmembrane transport. The record is from RefSeq and is a predicted model, not a curated record. The transcript has 4 exons. Gene Ontology annotation, molecular function: carbohydrate:proton symporter activity.